CGCUCAAGCUGACCGGCUCGUAGCUUUCGUCGGUACCAACUUUCACAACGCAAAAUGGGGACUCAGGACGCUUCUCUGAGCGAUCAGUGUCCUUUCUGCCAAAUAGCGAACAACCAGACUGACACGGAGAUCCUGCUCGGUGAUGAUGAGCUGAUCUGCUUCCGCGACGUGAAGCCUGGCGCCGCACAUCAUUACCUUGUUGUGACCAGGACACAUAUCGAGAACUGCAAAAAUCUCCAGAGGGACGACAUACCGACAGUGGAGCGGAUGGUAGAAAUGGGACGGAGCGUGCUGGAGAAGAAUAAAGUCAGCGACCUCGCUGACGUCAGGAUGGGCUUUCACCUGCCUCCAUUCUCAUCUGUCCCCCACCUCCACCUCCACGCUCUGGCUCCAGCCAGUGAAAUGAAUUUCAAGUCGCAGCUCCACUACGGACCUCAGUCUCACUGGUUCAUCACAGUAGACAAAGUGCUCUCUCAGUUGAAGAUUCGCGGCAAAGUCAAAUGAGGCGACACAAAGAGUCUGAAGGCGCGACAGUCUGAACACAUGAAUGUAAUUUAAACCAGUUUUCCACCUGACUUGACAUUUUUGUGCUAAUGGGUUGUAAUGAUGUAUUUCCUCCGUGCUGCUUGCUGAUUCAGUUGUGGAGAAAAGUGGAAAAGGCACCUUUUUUCGGUGGUGGAAGCAUCCUGUGUAAUUGAACUGUCAAUGGGGACAGGAUAUGUGUUAUUUAUUAAAAAAAGAAACCUUAAUAUAUUAUAUAAAACACAGGCUCAAGUGUGUGCAGCUGUGCAUAAUACCCUUCAGUAUUUCUGUUUACUGCAAUAAUCGCAGAGGACAGUGGGUCCUAAUGUAUGUCUUUGUGUCUCUGCCAGCAUCCUAAUGGGCUUGAAUACAGCAAACGAUGAUACAAUGGUUCCUUUAAUGUAAUUAUUUAUUCUCAUCAUUGUCAAGGUUCCAUUCGCAGCGUAUGCCAGGGAGUGCGUAGAUAUCUGAGGAGUUUGUUGGCAGAUUUUUGUUUUGUCUUCGAAAAGUGGCCAAAUCUGUGAAUUUCCAGUUGGACUGCUCAGUAAGACGUGGGGUUUUAUGUCUGUGUGUCCAUUCAGAUGAAAGAUGGUGGUUUAGGAACUGGCACCUGGCCGUUUGUUUUCAUUAAGGCACAUCACAGUGACACUCCUAGAUUAUUCUGUUACUUUUUCUAUCUUUUAAAUAAGGCAAAUUUAUCAGUAUCAUUAUAUAAAAAUGUAUGUUUUAGCAAAACUUCUCAGGAAAACUGAUACCAUUUAUGGUGUUAGUUUAGUCUUGAAGAUUUUAGCUCAGCAUUAUGAAAAGGUUUCCAACUGCUCUUCUUCGGGCAGCAUAAUUUCACAUUCAUUUCACAUGACAUUUGGUCCAGAUGGAGCCCAGGUGAUGUGUCCUAAUGACUUUGGUAAUCCCUUGAUUUUUUCCUCUAGCGCUGCCUUGAGGUUGAUAUUUGUGGUUUUUGAGAGAAAUGUCUCUACAAUUACUGUAUAGAUAGAUAGACAAUUGUUGUAUACAGUACAUUCAUGUUGACCACAGGAUGAUGAUUGUAAUAACUUUGGCGAUCCAUUAAAUUUUCAUCUU
Molecule: messenger RNA, 1602 nt
Organism: Chelmon rostratus (copperband butterflyfish)
Lineage: Eukaryota; Metazoa; Chordata; Actinopteri; Chaetodontiformes; Chaetodontidae
Product: histidine triad nucleotide-binding protein 3-like
Exons: 5
Coding region: 55-504 (149 amino acids)
Molecular function (GO): catalytic activity
Source: RefSeq, a predicted model, not a curated record